GCAGCCUUCUGGACCGUCAUAUGCCCAGUUUGCUGUCUUCAAAUUCGUCGUCUUCUGGCGAUGAAGAAUCGCGCGUGGAGCUUCAUCUUUCCUUCCUUGAACUGGGCAAGGCCACGGUUUCUGAGCAGAGAGCCGACCUGAUGUUCCUGCCUGCUGUCAAGUUUGACUUCCUCCGCUGUGUGUAUGCCCAUGCCCGACAACUUCACAAGGCCAUCCGCGAAGCCUCGCAGCAGUCAAAGACAAAAAUGGCACGGAUGUCUGACGACAGCUACUUCUGGGUGCUCAGCCAGAGUCCAUCACAAUUGCUCGCACGGCUCGUCCUGCGUGAGGAAGUUGCUCCGUCACGGCUGGAAACCCUUGCACACCAGAUGAAGCUGAGCCUGGCCAAUGUGCUUGCCCACGAGUGCUGUCCUCGAGUCCUGCUAAAGAGUGCACACAGACCGAACACACUGUUUUCACCAGAUUCUCCCCGAGUGCUCAAUGACUGUGGUGAAAGUGUAGCAACCGAUUCCUCCAGGCAUCCAAAUUAUAUCGUCAAGUGCCUCUUGAAGGGCCUCAUCAAGUUGAUGAAAGUGCACAUCGAAAGCAGUGAUGCCGUGGUGACAUUGAAUGGUGCCAGAGCCCUUGGACAGAGUGAAGCUUUCACCUCAUGGGCCGAAGGGUGUGCUUCACUUGCACAUGUUGACCUUUAUCAGCUGCACAAGGGCGUUGGUCAGCUUGCGUUCUUCAUCAAUCUCACCAACUUGCUCACACUUCACACUGCCAUUAUCCAGGCUGCAAGUGUCUCUGAAGAUGAACUUGCUGAAACCCGGUUUGUUCCCAUCACCUCGCCUUACUUGCACCAGAGGGCACUGCAGGAAAGACUAGUGGCCUACCGUGUUGGGCAGCUAGGCAUUGUCUCGUUAUUUUACAUUAAAAGGAGGCUUCUGUUCUGUGAUCAUCAAAUGGAUGUUAUCUCAGGAAACGGCCACGAUCCAGUUUUGGAAAUGCUGAUUUCUCAGGAGCCACCUGUAAAGAAAGAGUUUGCACCCCACUUCCAUCCCAAGGUUGUUUUUGCUCUCGUGCAAGGCCACAUCUCUGACCCCAAGAUUGAGGUAGUCUAUCCAGAGACUAUAGAAAGCCAACUUCAGAUAGCAGUGGACAGAUGUAUGGCACGCAUCAAAGCCAUGACUAGGCAGGGAGUCAGAAUGAUCAUUUUUCCAUGGCAAAUGCGCUUUUUCUUAACUGCUGACAUGCAGCUGGAUGAAAGCUGUGAAGAACUGAGAAGCUCCUUAGAGCAAAUCAUUCCAGAAGAGUUUGUCAUUGAAUACCAGAAGGAAGAUGGCAUGUUUGGUGUGGUCUUGGAUGGUUCACUGCCACUAGUAUCCUCACUAGAGUCCGGUGAUGAGUCAGCAAGCAUUGGUGCCAAGAUUCCACCCCAUGUGCUGAGCUACCUAGAGACCCAUUGUCCUCUGCUCGUCCGGCUGCUCAAGUUUAUGCUUCUAAAGGCUCCGAGGAGUCCACAGCUGGAAGACGGCGUCAAGUACCGAGGUCUACCCCUGGAUAAUUUACUGGCACAUGUCUAUGGACUCUGGAUGCAGCUUUCAACUCCUCAGAGCCAUGCUGCAUGGACUGCCAUGGCUCUUCGCGGUUCCUCCAGUGCCAAUGUUGUUUGGGAGGCUCUGAGUGGUGCAGCGGGCCAGCAAGACUGGAUCAGCGUCUUGCUCAUCAUGGAAUUUGUGGAUGCCUUGGAUGGUGCAGCGUGCGGAGACUUGGUCUUCUACAGGAGGUGCAUUCUCAGCCUCCUGGCUGCUUCGCGGCUCGACACAGAGCAAGAUGCCGUGGAAAGGGCCACAGGACCUUGGACGUAUGCCAUGAGAAUCAGGGACCUUCGUUUGCGGUUCGACUGCAUGCUGGCAAACUAUGUGCAUUGGCCUGACACACAUGCAUUUGAAACUCUCGAGACACUUAAGUCAGAAUGCCUGUAUGCGGGAAAUGUGGAGCUGCAUGAGGAAGUUUCCGAAGAGCUGGACAGGUUCAAGUUGUAUCAGGAAAUUGCAGAGAACUUGAUGAGAUGUGGUGAUGAGGAACAACAUUGCACCUGGAAGGACAUAGCUUUAAAGUCAGCAUCUGACCCCCUUUUUGUUCUGCAGAAGCUGUCCAAGUUUUCGUUAUAUGACAUUGCUAGCCGGUGGUCGGACCUACACACUGUUGGCUCGGAAUGCUGCAAGAUCGUGACCGAACUCAAGGCACUCCACUUGCUUAUGCAGUCACCGCCCAAGUCGCAUUCAGCAUUCAAGCUCACUGAAGGACUGAGCAAAGACGGUGAGGCGUUUUCCCUUUGGCAAAGGGUGCUUGACCGACUCCCGAACGGAGAGGGGAAGAUUUUGCUGCUCGACCAUUUAACAGCGAGCUACAGGGAUUGCCUCAUGGACGUCGAGCUGAUCUCAUAUCAGCGCACAGGAAUGGGGCUCAGGAUGUACAUGUGCAUAGACUCAGAGAAGCAGCAGAGUUACUCAUGCCUUGUCAACGAUCCUGCACUGCUGCUUGAAAUGCUGCUGAUGAAUGCAGAGGUGGAUUCGGUAGGAAGGUCUCUUGAGGCAACGGCCAGUUUCCUGGACAACAAUCACUCUCCCUUCACCAGAGAUGCUGCCAAUGAUCUGCUAAAGACCUAUGCUUCUAAAGCCUUGGAGCUGCUUCUGAUGCCAUCGCAACGCUCUGAAACUGAUACGACUUCACAGUCUGCUGGAAGCAUCUCGGCAAAGGACUCUGAAGGCACUGCAUUCACGAUGCCGUUAAAACCGCCUCCACAGUCGGAAUGGACUCCUGAUGCUGCUGUGUCAUGUUGCAUGGCUUGCCACAUUGAAUACUUCAGUAUGUUCAGCCGACGACACCACUGUCGACGCUGCGGCCGUGUUGUGUGCUACACAUGUUCUCAGCAGACCAUGGUUGUGGAGGGCUUUGGCCAAUACAAGGUCAGGGUCUGCGACGAUUGCUUCAAUCAGACUGCAAAGCUCAAGAAUGCAGAAGAAACUGCAUCACUGUCCUCGGAGGAGCAUGUUCACCCUGUUGAAAUAUUUGAUGAUGCAGCAAGAAGUCGUUCCGACUCCGUCAAGACUCCACGAAGUUCUUCCAUGUCCAAGCGUAUUUUCUGGCAGUUAACCACUAGUGCUGAAGAGAAUGCGGCCAUCAGAGAGCAGUUCUGCUACCAUCGAGCUCCAAGUGUUUCACUCUCACUCGCCAUUCUGGAGAAGCAUUCCAGCCAGGCAGACUGUGCCACGUACAUCUUGUCACUUUCUGAUAAUCUCUUUCCUGUUUUGGCACCAAAAAGCACCUCCGAGAGCUUCGUUGACUAUGGACUCAUAAUCACGAUGCUCAAGUCGUUGAUCCUGAGAGCCAAGGUCAAGUUUCUGGGUGCAGGCAUAACGAGUGGCAUUGCGUGCAGUGAUGCCUACCUCAGGAGACUGGACAUUGUGCGGCUCAUGGUCAAUGCAAACUGCCAGCACCUUCUUCCAGAGGAAAUGCUUAUUCGAACUGCCAAUGAUGGAGACGAGCCUGGCGGCCGGCGCAAGGUUGGUCGCGGCCUCAACUCCGACCAAGGGCCGGAGCGCAAGCUGAGGGACCGGCUCAUGGAGACCGAACGCAUGGCCCUUGCUCUUGAAGUCUCCACAAAGUAUGGCCUUGAGACAUCCGGUGUGUUUGCCGCCUGGGGACUGGCACUUCUGCGUGCCGGUGACUGGUCGUCUGCCAGGGAGAAGUUCUCGCAUUGCUUACAGAAACUCAAGGAUCGUGGCAACUCAUCCAGUGAGAGCCCGCUGCUGAAGGAAAUCAUUGAAAACCUUGAGAAGUCUCGGUACCCUGGUAUAAGCAAGGCUGCAGCCGUCUUCUGUGCUAUCGGCAGCCUGAAGAGUAUAAAAGACCCCGAUUUUGAGGUGAAGGUUCCAGUCAGUGAAUUGAAAGGCGUGGUGUACUCCGAAUGCAAGCACUACCUAGAGCUAUACGGCAGCCACCGAUCAAUGCUGGCGUUUCUCUAUCGACACGGUCGAACUACGCAGGCCCUUGAGUACUACCUUUCAAAGGGCUGUGAGGUGGACUUGUUCUUGGAGGAACUGCUGCAGCCGUCACUGAAGCGGGGUACGCUGGACGCAUUGCUCUCCUCCCUUCGCCAGAUGGACAUCAGUCUGAACCGGUGGUGGCCCACUCUACUCACUGUCUGCCGCAGCCUCCAGAAACGGGGACGAAUGCACACUCUCUAUGCUCUGCAGUUGUUCAUGGAGGACUACCUUCGUGCAGCUGUGACGAGCAUCCAAUUCUUCGAGAGCCCUCCUGCCAGCGGAUACUCGGAGCUUCACCAGCGCCUUGCACAUUUGGCUGAAGCACGAAAGCACCUCGAGACAUACCUGUCCAAGUACACAACGUGGGAAGGGCAUCGUUCGAAUCGCACGAGCAAUCAAGUCCUUGCUAUGGCACCUAAGGAGGUGAACAGGAACGUUAGCAUGGUGAACAUGCAGAUUGACAUCACGCGGUUUUUGAGCACGCGCGAGACUGAACAGGAGAAGCUGCUGCAGCCUCGCCAGAAGGACAAUGCCGAAUGUGUCGCACCAACUCUCUUUGGUGACACGCCGAUGAAGAGCGACCUAGCCUGCCUGGUGCUUGUCAAUGGAAGAAAUGUAGAGGAAGGCUUCGGUCUGGCAUUUCGCAUCAUCCAGGAAAAUCACUUGGAUGGGUCUUUAGUGUUUGAGCGUGCAGCCCAGACCCUUGUUUCAGCUGGAGCUGUGUCACAAGUAGAGCGCCUGGUUAGAUGCAUUGAGAGCUGUGGCUACCCAGACCGCUACGACACCGAUACUGUUGUGCUUGCUGCUUUGCAAGAGCUGGUGCGCUCUGAAGAUGAUAAAAAGGAUUUAGACCUGCUAGUCAAAUGUCUGAAGAAGGACGUGAACAAAGUUGAAGCAUACAUGCUGGCUGGCCGUCUCAAGACUGCCUACCUGCUGGCAGUCAGGCAGAACCGCACUGACCAUGUCAAGCGCAUCAUGGCACUGGCUGAGGCUGCGGGCCAGGAAAGUGUUAGAGCCAUUUGUGCAAAACGCCUGCAAGGCAUAGCCACGCCUCCACAGUGAAGUUUGCUGCCUACGUGGAUGCUUUAUUCAUCAGUCCGCUCGGAGAUGUCCUUAUACCACGAAGGACGUCAUCUUUGAAGGCAAUCUUUUCUUGUGAAUAUCCUUUGGUUGUGCUCACAACUGUACUAGCAGUUUUUUGUGUAGUCUGGUCUGCUUUUAAAGGGAACACCUAAUUAGAAUACCAGCCUCAAUUACAACUCAGAUUAGACAAGAAGGUAUCCGUAAUGACAUUUUAUCAGUUGAUGUCUACCCAAUACAUCACGGCAGCCACAGAUUAUUUGUAAACCUUGUGUUUAUAUAUCAAGUGUUAUAUCAAGCGCUAAAUUGUUGUUCCCUUAAAGAGGGGACCAUACUGUGCACAUUGUGCAGUAUGUCCACAUCUGCACAGUUCUUUGUGAUAGAUGCAAGCAUGCGGGCCUGCAACUGCACAUUACUUACAAGCUUGAUUAUUGUAUGUUUAAUGCACCAUUGUUACGUUUUGUUUUAUAUGCGAUGCACUUCAUUAACCAAACUGGGCACUGUUGUUGACUUGGUUUUGUAAUUUUUCAUAGAGCUGUCAUGUGCCUAUCGCAUAUCUUGAUGUCUGAACAAAUUUGACUGCGUGACUGCGCUUGUACAUUCAAAUAUUAUUGUCUCAAAUUUAAUUGCUCUUUAAUGGCCAGUUAUUUCUUUGCAUUAUCUGUAGUAUGCACUAAAUCUUGCUUGACUUGUUUUAAACACACUAUAAAGUGGGGUGUCUGUACAUACAUGUUAUAAAUCCAGAUUUUUUGCACUCCCUGAACGUUCAUGUGCCUUGAUCUGUGAGGCGAAAGGUUUAACAUGUCUCAGCAGCGAUAAUCGUCAGUACAAGUCACAAGUGAUAAAACGAGGGUGCUUGCUUACAGUUGAAUUGACAUCACCAAGUGCCUUUUCGUUGUAUUUUUAAAGCAGUUGAGAACUGCCAUGCCUUUUGUGCAUGCAUACUGUUGUUUUGGUAUGGCUUAUACCGUAAUUGAAGGCUUACUGUCAAUGUGUACAUUUUGGUAUUCCAAUUAACACACAACAAGGGUCACUUGCAAUGUACUAUAGAGCAACAUGUAUUGAAACAUAUGUGGGGUGAUGAAAAAUUAAUUGCAAAGGCAAAAAUGCACAGAAAAUUGGGAUUUUUUUAAACAAAAUAAAAACUUAUCCGAGCAGUCACAUUUAUAUCGGAGACGUGGCGCACUCCCGGCCUAUCAGAAGCACCUCCACUUGGUGAUAAAUGUAACUACUCUAAGAUUUUUCAUUUUAAAAUAUCCAGUGUGUUUGAGCACUUGUGUGCAAACAUUAUCUUGCUACUUUCUAUACUUCUGAAUCAACCUGUAUAUAUGAAAGAUUAAUAUUUGCCACAACAUUAUGUUAUACAAAUAAGAUUUGAAUGGGGCAUUAUUUUUUACAACAUUCUCUACCAUGAAUGUGUAAAACAGAAAAUUAUGUAUCUACAAAGUUCUACUGUAAACCUGUCGUAGCACAAAGUGAGUGAUACCAAAGAUAAUAUUGAUCUGUGCUUGCCUUCUUUUCCUGCUUAUGUGCUGUCAAGUGAUGAAACAAAUUGGCUUUGAAGAGAAGUGUUUGUGCAAUUUGUAACUCUGCUGAUGCAAGCUGUUUAUUGUUGCAGUAAUUGUGCACUGUAUAGAACGGCACAUGAGGAGGAUCAAUUUAGCAUGACAGUAACCAAACAGCUCUGAUUUACCACGCUUGACUUACCGCUCAGCACCACACUCGUUCGUUACAAGUGGUGUAUUUUGUAAAUAGCCGUAGCCAACUUGAGCAGAAAAUGUAUACGUGCCUCGUUGUAUUACAAGCUUGUAAUAUGUGCCAAGCUGAGGAAAUUUAGUUACGUGUGUCAGGUAUUGCAAAUGGUGUUCAAUCCUGGUAAAGAUAUUUCCACUGUCAGAGGAAACACUUAUUUGCUAUUCAAGCCAAUGCAACUUCAAAACUUUUUGGACAGCAAGGGAAAGAGCGGC
This is a messenger RNA of Dermacentor silvarum, 7081 nucleotides long. RefSeq names its product zinc finger FYVE domain-containing protein 26-like (gene Sptz). The record is from RefSeq and is a predicted model, not a curated record. Gene Ontology annotation, cellular component: centrosome; midbody; lysosomal membrane. Lineage: Eukaryota; Metazoa; Arthropoda; Arachnida; Ixodida; Ixodidae. Gene Ontology annotation, biological process: double-strand break repair via homologous recombination; regulation of cytokinesis; mitotic cytokinesis. Bases 21 to 5096 code for a protein of 1691 amino acids. The transcript has 34 exons. Gene Ontology annotation, molecular function: metal ion binding; phosphatidylinositol-3-phosphate binding.